AUGCAGGUCCGGUGGGUGACCUGGUGGCUGGCCUGGGCGGUGCUGCAGCUGGGCUGGAGGCCAGGAUGGCUCCUAGAGUCCCCCAACAGGCCCUCAAGCCUCUUCAGCUGCUCCCCAACUCAGCUCACUGUGCAGGAAGGAGCGAACGCCACCUUCACCUGCAGCUUCUCCAACUGGUCGGAGCACCUGGUGCUGAACUGGUACCGCCUGAGCCCCAGCAAGCAGAACAUCAAGCUGGCCUCUUUCCGCAGCGGCCUGAGUGAGCCGGGCAGGGACCCCCGCUUCCGAGUCACUCAGCUGCCCAGCAGGCUUGACUUCCACAUGAGCGUCAUCUCUGCCCAGCACAAUGACAGUGGCCUCUACCUCUGCGGGGCCAUCUCCCUGUCCUCCAAGGUGCAGAUCCAGGAGACGACAGCCGAGCUCAGGGUGACAGACAGGGUCCGAGAGUCCUCGACACUGGAGCCCCUCCCGGCACAUCCCCGCCCCUCGCCCAGGCCACCAGGCCAGCUUCCAGGCCUGGUGGUUGGCGUCACGAGCRUCCUGGUGGGCGUCCCAGUGCUGCUGCUGCUGGCCUGGGUCCUGGCCACCACCUGCUCCACCACCUUGCCAGAGAAUGGAGGAGCCAGAAGUAAAGAGCAGCCCUUGGAGGAGGCCUCAGAAGUGCCCAUCUCCACCCUGGACUACGGGGAGCUGGACUUCCAGUGGCGAGAAAAAACCCCGACCCCUGAGCCCCCCGCCUCCGGCAUACACACAGAAUAUGCCACCAUUGUCUUCCCUUCGUCCCCAGGCCGCAGGGGCUCGGCAGACAGCCCCCAGGGUCCCCAGCCUUUGAGGCAUGAGGAUGGACACUGCUCUUGGCCCCUGUGACCACUGGCAUCCUGCAGACCUCCUGCCAAGAACCCAGGGCCAGCUCCUCCCCGAGGAAGAGGCAGAGCAGCAGGGGCCUCAGGGGCCAAGCCACCUGGGUGGUGACCACCAGGCCCCCAGGCCAGCCUUGCCCGGGCCCCAUGGAUGGAGGCUCAUCUCCAUGCUCUCCAGGAGCUGGCAGUGGCAGACCACCGUCUCCUGAUGUGGAGUGCUGGACAUGGCCAUGGCUGCAGGCCUCGGGAGAGGGCUGGCCUGGGCCCAGCUCUUCCGAAUCCUGCUGCUCCAGUCGCCGGGCCCCCACAGCCUCCCACGGAGCCCCAAGCCUGAAGCUGGGGCCUGGUUGCAGAAUGCUGAGGGGCAGGCUCUGGGAGGCACCUGACAGCAAGGAUGUCCAGGCGCACAGUGGACACAGCCCUAAGGCUGCCACGGAGGGGCAGUCCACAGAUGGGCCCAGGGGCCACAGGCCGAGGAGUCUCAGCCAAGCCAGAAGAGAGCUCCCACAGCCCGCAGGGUGGGGGCACAGGGCUCCCACCAUCGGACCCUCUGCAGGAGCCCUUCCCCCCCAUGGGUCCAGGCAGCACCUCGAACUGUCCUCCAGCCGGCUGAGGCAGUGAGGGAGAGGGCAGAGCCAGAGGCCGCCUGCCCCAGGGAGCCCUGCAGCACCCUCCCGGCUCACCUGGAGGACUAGGUCCCUUGUCAGCCGACCAGCCAGGGCCCUCCUAGGCAGGAGGAGUGGGGCAGUGGCACGGGCACCCCGGGUCCCCAUUUGUCCUCUCCAGGAAGUCCAGUUCUCCCUGGCUCUCGGUCACAGUGUUUAUUUUCAGCAGAUCUUGGUGGGCUCCCACCAAGGGUGGGCCAGGUGGUCAAGUAUUCCCUGUGCUGGGUGCCCCUACUCUUCUGCCAUCCAGGACAGGCAGCUAGGGCCUGGACUGACCAGGGGUACCUCUGCAGUCAGGGCUGGGGUUCUCUGCUAUUCUCAUUAAAUAAUGACAGAAGCCUGGGGCAUCCUGUCCUGCGCACGCACGGAACUGCGGGAAGGAGGACAGG
Urocitellus parryii (Arctic ground squirrel) is the source of this 1914-nucleotide messenger RNA. It is a transcript of the gene Pdcd1, whose product is annotated as programmed cell death 1. Gene Ontology annotation, cellular component: external side of plasma membrane; membrane. Gene Ontology annotation, biological process: negative regulation of immune response; positive regulation of T cell apoptotic process. Lineage: Eukaryota; Metazoa; Chordata; Mammalia; Rodentia; Sciuridae. The record is from RefSeq and is a predicted model, not a curated record.